Messenger RNA from Acanthosepion pharaonis, 591 nucleotides. NCBI's taxonomy places the organism in Eukaryota, Metazoa, Mollusca, Cephalopoda, Sepiida, Sepiidae. The record is from the annotation of a GenBank genome assembly.
AUGUCUCUUUUCUCUGCUUACAUUAUGACAGGAUACAGGGAUGAUAUUAAGCACCUCUUCCCUCUUCUAUAUGAUACAGGGAUGAUAUUCUCUUUUCACACUCUUCCCUCUUCUAUGCUAUGUCUCUUUUCUCUGCUUACAUUAAUGAUUAUGACAGGAUACAGGGAUGAUAUUAAGCACACUCUUCCCUCUUUCUAUGCUAUGUCUCUUUUCUCUGCUUACAUUAUGACAGGAUACAGGGAUGAUAUUAAGCACACUCUUCCCCUUCUAUUCUAUGAUACAGGGAUGAUAUUCUUCCUCUUCCCCUCUUCUAUGCUAUGUCUCUUUUUCUCUGCUUACAUUAUGACAGGAUACAGGGAUGAUAUUAAGUUGCCUCUUCCCUCUUCUAUGUCUCUCUUCCCUCUUCUAUGCUAUGUCUCUCUUUUCUCUGCUUACAUUAUGACAGGAUACAGGGAUGAUAUUAAUCACACUCUUCCCUCUUCUAUGCUAUGUCUCUUUUUCUCUGCUUACAUUAUGACAGGAUACAGGGAUGAUAUUAAGCACACUCUUCCCUCUUCUAUGCUAUGUCUCUUUUCUCUGCUUACAUUAUGA